GGAGUACACACAUUCACAAACAUUGUUGUAGGCACAAAAAUCAUGGUGAAGAUCAUUGAAGAAAUGGACCUCUUUGAUGAACAAGUAACUGGGUUCACUGAAGAUGAUGAGCAAAUCGACUAUGAUAAGCUGAAGGAACGCAUGUGGAGGGAUAGGAUUCUUCUGCAGAAGCUGAAGGAGAAAGGAGAAGAACCAGAGCUUGAAGCAAAACAAGAGGCAUCAAGGAGGAAGAAGAUGUCAAGAGCACAAGACUCAAUCCUCAAGCACAUGAUGAAGAUCAUGGAAGUUUGCAACGCUCAAGGCUUUGUCUAUGGAAUCAUCCCAGAAAAGGGAAAACCAGUCACUGGUUCCUCAGAAAGCUUGAGACAAUGGUGGAAAGAAGAUGUCAAAUUCACAAAAAAUGCUCCCUCUGCAUUAACCAAGUUCUUUCCCCUCCUUGAAAACCAAGAGUUUGAUCCAAAUUCAUAUAUUCAUCUAUUGAAUGACUUGCAAGAUACAACAUUGGGUUCUCUGCUUUCUGCUCUGAUGCAACACUGUGUUCCUCCACAGAGAAGAUUCCCACUUGAGAGAGGCCUGGCACCACCAUGGUGGCCCAAGGGGACAGAGCAAUGGUGGGGUGAACAGGGCUUUCUGGCUCAAGAACAAGGGCCACCUCCUUAUAGAAAGCCUCAUGACUUGAAAAAGGCUUGGAAAGUUUCUGUGUUGGCUGCUGUUAUCAAGAACAUGUCUCCUAAUUUGGAUAGAGUGAGAAGGUUUGUGACUCAGUCCAAGACUUUGCAAGGCAAGAUGACAGCCAAAGAUAUUUCAACUUGGUCCAAAGUUAUGAACCAAGAGGAAGCCUUGCUGAAAAUACCUCCAUCAGAUCACAAAGAUGGAAAUUGCCAACAAGGUACUAAAGUUGAGUUUGAUAAUGAUGAUGAUGAUGACUACUAUUUAUGUGAGAAGAGGAAGAACAUGUUUGAUUUAUAUGAUGCUGCUGCUGUUGUUGCUGAUGAUAAGGUGUAUUCUUGUCAAUAUGCUGAGUGUCCUCAGAGUGAUUUGUGUGUGGGAUUUCCUGAUAAAAGUUCAAGGAUGAAUCAUGAAUCUCUCUGUGCUUACCGCAAUGACCAAAGCCAUGAUUCUUUACAUGAUUACCUGUCAAAUGACACUAGAAAGGUAAGUGUUGAUGAUUGGAUUAGUAUGGAGCUAGAAAGGGCUCAUCAGAAUCAGAAUGAUCUUGUUGGGAAUGUGAAUGAGACAGAAGAUUUUAGUGGCUGUUGGCUAAAUGGCAUUCAAGAUCUUGGCUUGCAAUUGGAACAAGUGAUGCCACAAGGUCAAGAAGAUACCCCAAUUUGGGACUUUGGAUACAAUUAAGUGCAUAUUUGAAAAUUCCUCAACAAUUGAUAGCAUGUUUGGAUUCACAUUCUGAUUUUUGAAAAUCAAUUUUGCUAAGCUAGUGGAAAUUGCUUCUUCCAUAAUCAGUUUUUCUUCAAACGUGGACUUCUACCGUGUAUUCACUGAUUGUGCGGCCAGAAUCAAUUAUAGGAAAAGCUUCUGAAUUCCAGAAUUGAUUUUAAAGAAAGAGAAGUUGAUCCAAACAUGCUAUACAUUCCUCGUCUCAUUCCCUGCUUUGUUUAUACUAAAAUAAUUCGAGAUGAUCCACUGUCUCCCUCCUGAUGUAACUCAUGAGCAGGGCCGUGUAAAGCUUUAAAAUAAUUAGGCAAUUGCCUAAGAUCCCAAAAUUGCUAAAGGCCCCAAUUUUCUUUAU
Lotus japonicus is the source of this 1747-nucleotide messenger RNA. RefSeq names its product putative ETHYLENE INSENSITIVE 3-like 4 protein. Gene Ontology annotation, cellular component: nucleus. NCBI's taxonomy places the organism in Eukaryota, Viridiplantae, Streptophyta, Magnoliopsida, Fabales, Fabaceae. Gene Ontology annotation, molecular function: DNA binding; DNA-binding transcription factor activity. The record is from RefSeq and is a predicted model, not a curated record.